CUGUGAGGGAAGGCGGCCACUGCUUCCGGGUCGGUCGGCUCGGUGGCACCAUGUCGUGCACCCUGGUUCCCUUCGGCCGCUUUCAGGAUCUGGAGGCGGCCCGUGAUUUCCUGUGCCCGCACCGCCGACAGGGCAGCGCCGCGGCCGGCAGGGACAGCAGGGAGAGCGCAGGUAAACCAACAAACUGGGAAGAUGGUGGCUGGGGAGCCUGGGAUGAAGCAGAAUUACCAGAACCUGAAGAAGAAGAAUCUGCUUCCAAGAACCAGAGGAAUUACUGGCUUCAAGAUUGCGUGUUGUCCUUGUCACCAACAAAUGACCUGAUGGUAAUAGCUAAUGAGCAGAAGGCAGUCUUUUUAGUGUCUAAAUGGAAGCAGAGUGACAAGGGAAAAGAAGAAAUGCAGUAUGCUGUUGGCUGGAGUGGCUGUCUGAGUGUUGAAGAAGGUGAAUGUGUGAGUAGUGUUUUGUGUAUCCCAUUGGCAAGUCAGAAGAGGAGCUCUACAGGUCGUCCUGACUGGACCUGCAUUGUGGUUGGCUUCACCUCUGGCUAUGUUCGUUUUUACACCGAGAGUGGAGUACUGCUUCUUGCACAGCUUUUAAAUGAAGAUCCUGUCCUGCAGCUUAAGUGCAGAACCUAUGAAAUUCCCAGACAUCCUGGUGUCACAGAACAGAAUGAAGAGCUGAGUAUCCUGUAUCCAGCAGCAAUUGUGACAAUUGAUGGUUUCAGUCUCUUUCAGUCCCUACGUGCAUGUCGCAACCAGGUAGCAAGAGCUGCAGCAUCUGGCAAUGAGAAUGUUCAGCCGCCACCUCUAGCCUAUAAGAAGUGGGGUUUGCAGGACGUGGAUACAAUUGUUGACCAUGCUAGUGUUGGCAUUAUGACACUAUCUCCUUUUGAUCAAAUGAAGACUGCCUCGAAUAUAGGUGGAUAUAAUGCAGCUAUAAAAAACAGCCCACCUGCUAUGUCUCAGUAUGUUACUGUUGGAUCCAAUCCCUUCACUGGUUUCUUUUUUGCCCUGGAGGGUAGCUCACAGCCACUGUUGUCUCAUGUUGCUUUAGCAGUUGCAAGUAAACUGACUUCAGCGUUAUUUCAUGCUGCCAGUGGCUGGCUUGGUUGGAAGAGCAAACAUGAGGAAGAGCCUGUCCAAAAACAGAAACCAAAAGUUGAACCUGCAACCCCACUGGCAGUGAGGUUUGGAAUUCCAGAUUCCCGUCGUCAUGGUGAAAAAAUAUGUCUUUCUCCAUGUAACACUUUGGCGGCAGUGACAGAUGACUUUGGAAGAGUUAUUUUACUGGAUGUUACAAGAGGACUUGCAAUUCGCAUGUGGAAAGGAUACCGUGAUGCAGAAGUUGGUUGGAUACAGACUGUGGAGGACCUUCAUGAGAGGGAAACAGAGAAAAUUGAUUAUUCUCCAUUUGGAAAUGCACAGUGUCCAAGCAGAGUGGCUCAGUUCCUUGUGAUCUAUGCUCCAAGGAGAGGAAUUCUGGAAGUCUGGAGCACACAGCAAGGGCCUCGUGUUGGGGCCUUCAAUGUGGGGAAGCAUUGUAGACUGUUGUAUCCUGGUUAUAAAAUAAUGGGUUUAAACAACAUUACCAGUCAGGGAUGGCAGCCCCAGACUUACCAGAUAUGUCUUGUUGAUCCAGUUUCUGGAAGUGUUAAAACUGUCCAUGUACCUUUUCAUUUUGCAUUGAGUGAUAAAAAGAGUGAGCGAGCGAAAGAUAUGCAUCUAGUGAAGAAGUUAAAUGCUUUGCUAAAAGCUAAAACUUCAGAUCUAGACUUGAUUGAAGCUGAAGCAAAGGAAUUAAUACUUGAUAUUAAAUACCCCGCUACAAAGAAACAGGCUCUGGAAAGUAUAUUGACAAGUGAACGCGUGCCACUUUCAUCUCUCACAAACAUCACUCAGACAUUAAUGGAUAAUUUAGAAAAACAGGAGCUCGAGUGUGUGGAUGAAGGUUUACUGCAGUUCUGUGCAAACAAGCUGAAGCUGUUACAUCUUUAUGAAACAGUGAGCAAGUUGAAUUCCCAAAGCAUACAGGAAGACACUCUGCCCUCAGAUAACGACUUGGCUAAACUGCUUCGGCUGGAAGAAAAAGAUUUUCACAGGCUCCAAGCAUUGCUGGAAAACUACAAGAAAGAAAAUGCCCAGAAUGUUACUCAGUUUGCUGAUGAGAAGGAUGAUGUAUUGCCUGUGAAAAUGUUCUUGGAGUAUUUAGAGUGUGAAAACGAUGCAAUUAAUGUAAAAAAUAUGGAAGAUGAUGAAUGUGUGACUUUAGGCAGCUUUUUCUUCUGGAAGUGUUUGUGUGGAGAGAGUUCUGCAGAGGAGAUAUGUCGUGCGUUGGAGUCAGCAGGUUUUAGCCCUCAGAUUUUGUUGUCACUCCUUCUGAAUUUAUGGCUUUCCAAAGAAAAAGAUAUUCUUGAGAAACCAGACUCUACCAGUUGCCUUCACACUAUGCUGACCCUUCUGAGCAAAAUGAAAGUUGCCAUCGAUGAGUCCUGGGACACUCAGUCAGUUUCCCCCUGGUGGCAGCAAAUGCGAACAGCUUGUAUUCAGUCUGAAAGAAACGCAGCUGCCUUACUGUCUGCUUAUGUUGGACAUUCAGUUACCGCACAGAUAAUUGACAGUGUGACAGAGAAAAAGUUUUCCCAAAUAGCUGUAGGUUCAGACACAGAAUCCUGGGAAGCACUUUCCCUUGAUGCUGAAUAUUGGAAGCUUCUGCUGAAACAGUUAGAGGACUGUCUGAUCCUUCAGACACUGCUGCACAGCAAAGUGAGCAAGAAGACAAUAAAAGUUUCAUCUCUACAGAGUGAGCCUUUGGGCAGGCUUUCUGUUAAGAAAUUGCUGGAAGGUGGAAAAGGAGGUAUUGCUGACACUGUAGCAAAGUGGGUUUUUAAGCAAGGCUUCAAUCCUCUUGUACUGAAUUUGGCGCAGCACAGGAACAAUACAGACAAUACUGAAGAAUCUGAAGAAAUGCAUGCAAGUGUCUUUCUUGAGGAGCCAGAAGUAGAUGAAAACUUGGAAACAAUCCUAGAGCUGCUGCAACUUGCAUAUCAGCAGUUUCCAUGCAGUCUUGAAGUGGAUGUGCUCCAUGCACACUGUUGUUGGGAGUAUGUGGUGCAAUGGAAUAAGGAUCCAGAGGAAGCGUGCUUUCUUAUUAGGUCUAUAGAUCAUCUUCGAUGCAUCAUGAAUGCUCAUGUUCAGCAUGGUAUCGCUCUGAUGAUGUGGAAUACAUUCAUAGUAAAAAGGCUUUCUUCUGCUACAUAUCUAAUGGACAAGGUUGGAAAAGCUCCGAAGGACAGAUUAUGCAGAAGGGAUGUGGGUAUGAGUGACACAGCCAUGACAGCUUUCCUUGGCUGCUGUUCGGAUCUUCUGCAAACGUUGCUAGAGGCUGAUGUGAGCAGUGACGAAAUGCAAGCUCCUGUCCUGGAUACUGAGGAUGCCUGGAUGUCUGUAGAAGGGCCGGUAUCCAUAGUAGAACUUGCACUUGAGCAGAAACGCAUUCACUAUCCUCUUGUUGAACACCAGUUCGUGUUAUGUACCGUGUUGUAUGCCAUCAUGAGGUUUUCUAUGAAGAGUGUGAAGCCUCUGUCACUGUUUGAUAGCAAGGGUAAAAAUGCAUUUUUCAAAGACCUUACUUCAAUUCAGCUGCUACCUAGCGGGGAUAUGGAUCCAAACGUGUUAUCUAUACGACAACAGUUCUUGCUCAAAGUUGUGAGUGCAGCAGUUCAGAUGCUCUGUUCACAAAAGGCUAAAGAAGCCUCGGAAGAGGAAUUGUUUCCCUUUGAAAAGGCAAGAAAUUGGCCAACUUUGGCUGUGGACUUGGCUCAGUAUCUUCAAAUCUCUGAGGAUGUGGUCAAAAUGCAUUAUGUCUGUGAAUUAUACAGUUACGGGAUGGAUCAUCUUGGUGAAGAGGCUUUUCUUCAGGUGUCUGACAAAGAAGUACUUGCAUCGCAGCUGCUCAUACUGGCUGGACAGAGACUGGCCUUUGCUUUACUUCAGAUACAGACAAAGGAGGGAAUGGAACUCUUUGCUAGACUUCCUCCAACGCUGUGUACUUGGCUUAAAGCUAUGGACCCCCAGGAACUUCAAAACGUGCAAGUGCCAAUUGCUACAACAGCUAAACUGGUGAACAGAGUAAUAGAGCACUUACCAGAGAAUCAUGGGCAAUAUAGCCUGGCUUUGAAUCUGAUAGAGGCCGUAGAAGCCAUCUCAUCAUGACGUUCUUCCUUAGAACGGUUCUGCUACGUAGUGCUACAGUGCAUGAUUUUACACACCAAGGCUGACAUUUACAGAAAGAAACUUUUGUGUGGCUUUUGUUGAACGAGAAGAACAACGUUCCCCACCCCACAGCUCCAGCAGGUAAUUUUAAAUUGGAGUGUAUCUUAAAUUCUGCACUAGUACAGAGAUGUUUAGUUUCUAGUACACUUGUCAGUAUCUGAACCGCUUAGUUAUUUAUUUGACUUGAGCGCUUCUUGCAGUAGUCUGAAUUGGGUAUAUUUGACAGCAGUUUUAGUCAACAAAAUCAUGUCUUGUGAUAUUUUUUGUAUUUCACGCUAGCAAUAACUGCUGUAGUUACAAUGUUCCAUGUAUCAUUUAUCUAAAGAAGCUGCAGAAUUAAAUCUGAGGAAAAACUUCAAGUCUUUUAAGUUAUCCUGUGAUGCUGGUGCUGCUUUUCCAGAAGCUAGAAUUGGUGUUGGGCUCCUGUCUGCUAACUGCACACAGAUGACAGUGGGUGCACUAGAAGUAGAAUGGAACAUGCCUUACACAAAGGGAGAAGAGCCCAUGUUAGAAUCAGCUGGGAAGGGAGAGAGAACCACAUCCCCAGACACAAAUAUGGACCUGUUUUCAUCCAGUUUUAGCCUCUCAGCAUUGUCUCUAGGAGGGUGUGCUGGGCUUCAGCUAAAACUGGAUUUACAUCCCUAUCCUUUAUUAUUAAGCUCUGCUGAGUUUCCGUAGGUCUGUAUGUACUGUAAGGUUGUUCCCUGUUCUACCACUGUAGAAGAUGUAGUAUGCUCUAAGUCUCUGCACGUGUUAACUCGUCAAAACUUGCUUCAAUAGUUGUCCAACUUCACUGAAGAUCUUCAGUUCUGAGUACCUUAGCCUUAAAAAACAACCCAACAAAACCGUUAUAUUGACAGUUCCUACAGGGAAUCAUGUAGUGAAUAUCUUCACUACCAGAGUGGUGUUACAAAUGAUUAUCUUACAUCACUUAAUAGUUUUCCUUCUACUUAAAGGGAAGCCAGGAAAGGAAAAUAGCGUUGUUGUAGGCUGUUUUGCCUUGAAGUCAGCUGAAGUUACUCCAUCUUGUAUCCUGCAAGAAACCUUCAUAGCAUUCUAUACUGUUACAGGCAGAAUUUGGUCUUACCUUUCUGGUGUAUGCGCUGCUGUCAUCUUAGGUUGGACUCCCCCUGAAAACUGCUUGGUAGGUGGUUAGCUCUGUAAGAUGGGCAGCUGUUCAGCAUCCCCAGUUGCUGACCUCUGCACUUUAAUGUAGAUGAUGAAGGCUUCCUGACAAGAUUUGAUGCAGUGUUUGACUUCCUUUAUGAGGUUGCAUGAGUAAGAGGCCGGUGCUGCUCUGUGUAGAAGUGAAACAGGUGUAGGGGAAUAAUGCCAGAAGGCAAGGCUGGACAGUGCCUGUAUUGCCUUGCCUGGCAGCACUUCAGCUGUCUGCACAAACAGACAGGCCUGAGAAUCAGUCCUGAAACCUGAGGAGAAGCAAAAUCAUUUCUUAGUUUGCAUUACAUUCCUGUAUCCUGGUACAGUUGUGUAAAGGACCUCACUGUAACUAAAUAUCACGCCAGAGCUGACACUCUACACCAAUCAAAUCUGUAAUGUAUUGUAAGUAAUAUUCUGUAUAUAGUGCUAUUUUGUGUCUAAUUUGCUGUGGAUUUGUGUAAAUUGAUUAAAUAAAAUUUGAGGAGGUUUCAAUGUG
Coturnix japonica (Japanese quail) is the source of this 5925-nucleotide messenger RNA. It is a transcript of the gene RAB3GAP2, whose product is annotated as RAB3 GTPase activating non-catalytic protein subunit 2. Lineage: Eukaryota; Metazoa; Chordata; Aves; Galliformes; Phasianidae. Gene Ontology annotation, biological process: regulation of GTPase activity. The record is from RefSeq and is a predicted model, not a curated record.